This is a messenger RNA of Lutzomyia longipalpis, 2410 nucleotides long. RefSeq lists its product as uncharacterized. The coding region runs from base 562 to 1881 and encodes 439 amino acids. Gene Ontology annotation, biological process: lipid metabolic process. Gene Ontology annotation, molecular function: phosphoric diester hydrolase activity. The record is from RefSeq and is a predicted model, not a curated record. NCBI's taxonomy places the organism in Eukaryota, Metazoa, Arthropoda, Insecta, Diptera, Psychodidae. The transcript has a single exon.
GACAACAAAGUUUUAUUUUAAAUAUAAAAUCUUUUCUUAGGAAUUAAUGAAUAAUUCCUCCGAGAAAGAAUUUCUUCUGAAGAAAUUAUUAAAUAAAUACUUACAUAUCAAUUGUAGAUUAGUCAAAUAUUUAAAGAAAGUAAGCAUACCUACUUAUUGCUAAAUUCUAUGAAAUAAUUCUUUAUCAGGAAGGUGUGUUUAUUUUUUUGGCACAACAAUUUAUUACUUACUCUACUUUUUGAUACAAACGUAACAAGUCCACUGAUAAAGUCCCUAAUCGCGCAAAUUUAAUAUUUUGGAGAUCAUAAAAAUAUAUUUUUAGAUGCUCUAAUUCAUAAUUUUCUUGUAAUAAAAAUUAAUUUGAAGCUCUUCUUUCAAACAAAUAAAAUAUUCUGUCUCUCGGAGCCAUUGUCCGGAAGCAAUCUUUUGAGUAAUCUUCAUAUGCACAGCACCCCGGUGCGUGGGCGUCAAUUUAGCAAAUUAAUUCAAUUCUCAAGAUUCCCCCUUAAUUCAUUUUGUCCAGCUGAAUCUCCUCGAGAAUCAUCAUCAGUCUGAUGUGCGAUGUUGCGCGAGAAGUUGAUCGUUGUAUUGCUGGUCGUAUUGGGGGUUGCUGAUGCUGCUCCUCCGUGUAGCAUUUACCUCACCCUCACCCCAUUGGCGAGGAGUGCUGAGGAGAGAUUCCUCGAAGUGAACUGGGGUAGUGCGUGUGAGGAGAAAAUGUGGAUUGGGGUAUUCCAGAAGAAUCCCUCACUGUACAAUGAGCAACCCAUCUACUACCUUGAAACUCACGGGCAACCAUCAGGCUAUGAGUUGACGAGUAUUCAGCUGGGACGUUUAGAUUUACCCAAAGAAUGGGAGAGUCCUGCUGGGGAGAAGAAGAACUUCCACACCGAAUGUUUGCCAUACUUUGUUGCUGGCUUCCGGGGGGAUGAUCUUGUGUCGCUGGAUUGCCUGAAGAUUCAACCACAGUGGCAGACACAGAUGAAGGAUCGUAUUGGCAACAUUCCUCUGCGGAAGCUCUUCAUUCCCGGAACUCACUGCUCAGGAUGCUACAUGAAUGACACACAGACUCGGAUGCAGCUCCUGCGACAUUUUAUCUUCCCGCAGGAUUUUGAUGUGUGGACACAGCUAGUCUUUGGGGUACGCUACCUGGAUGUGAGUGUUGGCUACCACAACAAUGAGAAGACACGUGAAAAAUUCUGGAUUGUUGCUGAUAACAUCAUUGUCUCACCGCUAGACAAACUCCUCGAGGAUGUUAAGAGAUUCAUUGAAGUUAGCGGAGAAGUUGUAAUCCUGGAUUUCAGGGACUUCCCAUUGGGUUUCCUUAGCUCGGGAACUAUGGCAGAGAGACACAAUGAAUUUGUGGAAUAUCUCGAGCGAGAGCUCAAAGAUGUAGCUCUUCCGCGGCAGGAUGGACGGGAAUCCUUUGAUUUUACACUAAAUGAAAUUCAAUCCAUGGGAAAGACUCUCAUUGUAACGUAUGGGAUACCAGGAUUAGCUGAGAAGAGUCAGUACCUGUGGAGGUGCUGGGAAGGGCACACAAGUGCAUCACUUAUGGAUUCAGAAAUGACGGAAUAUGUGAGGAAUCUCUUUGGGCGAAGGAACACGCCGGGCAUGGAAGUUCCAGACAUUGGAUGGGUAUUCUACGGGAUCCAAUCAAUUGAAAGUUACGUGGGUAGUUCGAGAAAAAUUCAAUCAGCUCGCGAGAGAGCUGCAGCAAUCAAUAGGAAUCUCACAACAUGGUUGAGUGGUCCAUGGGGACUCAAUGCCAAUGCCGUGGCCAUUGAUUUUAUUCUCUCAUCGAAUCUCCUGGACAUUGCUCUCCAUACAAAUCGUCACAAAGCCCAUAAGGCAUCAGAUCUCCUCAACAUGGACUAUUAGAACCAUCCAAUUUCUGCUGCUAAUCCUUCUCUGACUGUGUGGCAAUGACCUUCCAAAGGCAGGCAGCCCAAUGGAACCUCCCGCGCCACCCUCCUCAACGGCAAAAAAAUUCCAAGUGAAUGGAAUUUUUCUCUCUGUCUCUAAACAGCCUUGCACCGACAACGACCUCCGGUAUGCAGCCGAUCUAUUCUAUAUUUACAAGCAAAUUGGCGGCGACAUUCACUCCUCACUGGGUCACAUCGUUUAAAUGUUCUCAAACGUGGCGAGUUCACCUUCUAACUAUAAAAGCUACAAGAAUUCCAUGCGCCAAUUUCAUUAAGCUCGCGAUGGGCGGCAAAUCCACGAAGAGCUUUUAUUUUUUAGUGGUUUUAUCUGAAUUUUUUUUCAGCAUUUUAUAGCCCAAAUUAUAUAAUGAUUGUUGAAAUAGGUAAAUUUUAACGUGUAUCAUAUGCACAAGUGCAUUCCAGAGUAGUUGAUUGUAUAAAUUAAAGAUUAGGAGUGAAAAUUAAAAGAUUUUUUUUAUUCCAAA